Messenger RNA from Manihot esculenta (cassava), 938 nucleotides. Its product is annotated as glutamyl-tRNA(Gln) amidotransferase subunit C, chloroplastic/mitochondrial. The coding region runs from base 292 to 738 and encodes 148 amino acids. Gene Ontology annotation, biological process: glutaminyl-tRNAGln biosynthesis via transamidation; regulation of translational fidelity. Gene Ontology annotation, cellular component: chloroplast. The transcript is spliced from 6 exons. Gene Ontology annotation, molecular function: glutaminyl-tRNA synthase (glutamine-hydrolyzing) activity. The record is from RefSeq and is a predicted model, not a curated record. Lineage: Eukaryota; Viridiplantae; Streptophyta; Magnoliopsida; Malpighiales; Euphorbiaceae.
AAAAAGAUAUUCAAAACCUUAUCCACACCUUUUUAAACAAAAAGAGAACAUUUGAAAGCCGAUAACUUACACAGCCGCCGCCUCUCUCUCGUCCCAUCCUCAGAACUCCGCGUUGCUGCUUUCUGCCGUCUUCGUCUCCAGCCGUUCACCUCCAGAAUCUGUGAUGGCAGCAGUAGAGGUAUUGCCAUACAGUGGCGGGCCGCAGUUAAUAUUGAAGUCUGUUUCUAGUAUUUGAGGAUAGGAGGAGGAAAGGACUGAGGAGGCGAUUUUGAUUGAAGAAGCAGAAUCAAAAUGGGAAGCAGAGCACUGUUACUGCUCAAAUUACCAGCACCAGCGAGGCCGCUCUCAUCUUUCAACAACAGAAAAUUGAGCUCUGCUUCAGAGCUACUCAGUCGUUACAAUUGUUAUAGGACUCGAAGAUGCUUCACGAAAGCAACAUAUGGAUCCUCUCUUGAACCCCCAAAUUUGCCUCGUUUGGCUGAAACUGCUCGAAUUUCUCUUACCCCAGAUGAGGUUGAAGAAUUCGCUCCCAAAAUUCGACAAGUCAUUGAUUGGUUUGGACAACUUCAAGCGGUUGAUCUUAGUAGUGUUGAUCCUGCAAUUCGAGCAGAUACCGAAGGUGAGAACUUGCGUGAUGAUAUUCCCCAACCAUACGAGAAAAGGGAAGCUGCGGUCGCAGCUAUUCCAAGCUAUGAAGAACCUUAUAUCAAAGUUCCCAAAGUUCUAAACAAAGAGUAAAUGCAGUCUUAAUAAGUUGCUUCCUUCUUUUAUGUAACUUCAGCAGCGUUGUAGACAUUGUUGUAUCUUUCUUUUCAAUUAAACAUAAUAUCAUGCUUUUUGGCUUUCUGGUGAUUUUGGUAAAAUGUAAAUGUGUCAAGUAGACUGCCUCCCCAUCCCAAAUCAAGACAAAUAAAAUGCAGAUUUAAUUAUGUUAUUUA